CCACCGAGUGAAGUAUGAAACCGACAGCUGAUAGUUUAGUUCAUUUCGGUGAUUCGUAGAGCAAAGCAGCAGCAUUGGCAAGCGUCUAAAGUUUAAAAACAUAAAAAGUGUCAAAUAAAAUAAAAUCGUAGAAAAAUGAGUGAUGCGCUAAAAAUCAUAAGUGCAGUUGUGCUCCCCAAUAUUGGUGGUGUCAUCAACGGUAUAAUAACACGCAAAAACAUUCAGUCAUGGUACAAAAAUCUGAACUUCCCAUCAUACCGGCCACCAAACUGGAUAUUUGGACCGGUCUGGACAUCGCUAUACUCCGGCAUGGGCUAUGCCUCAUAUCUGGUGUGGCGCGAUGGAGGCGGCUUCAACGGUGAGGCACAGCUACCGCUGAUUGCGUACGGCGCACAGUUGGCACUCAAUUGGGCAUGGACUCCAAUUUUCUUUGGACAACGUAAUAUCAAAGGCGGUCUCAUCGACAUCAUUGCGUUGACUGCAACAUCAACAGCUUGUGGCAUACUCUUCUAUAGGGUGAAUCAAGUGGCUGGUCUUUUGUUCGUCCCGUACAUUGCUUGGCUGAGCUUCGCAACUGUGCUCAAUCAUGCCAUGUACAAAUUGAAUCCAGAUAGCAAAGCUGUGGCCGCUUCAGCCGGUGAGGAGAAAAAGGUUGACGUAUGAUGUCAUUUUACGGCUGCCUCCUCCGCUGCAAGUAUGGCAAUGCAUCCAUUAACUAUGUUGCAUUUAGCAGUACACACAUGUUCAACAACUUAAAAUUAACAAUUAAACUAUACGAAAAUGAACUCUAUAUAUGUAAAUUAGAUAUAAAUUUGUUAAACGAUCGAUGUCAAUCUGUAUUAUGAAAAUCUGUAUGUAAGCUCACCAGCACAAAAUAAUUCCAAUACUAUUUUAUAUGUACAUAUGUAUACACACAAGUUGCCUAAAUAUAUUGAACAGCUGCCGGUGGUUAAAUAAAAUAUUGUUUAAGUUAUAAACAUUAAGUCAGGAAUGUUAAAUGGUCAAAAUUGUUACAAAGCUCAAAAACCGCUUAUUCGUGUGAAAAUGUUUCAAUAAAAGAUAUUUGGUUUAAAAAAUAA
This is a messenger RNA of Zeugodacus cucurbitae (melon fly), 1079 nucleotides long. Its product is annotated as translocator protein. The transcript is spliced from 3 exons. The record is from RefSeq and is a predicted model, not a curated record. Lineage: Eukaryota; Metazoa; Arthropoda; Insecta; Diptera; Tephritidae. Gene Ontology annotation, cellular component: mitochondrial outer membrane. Bases 136 to 663 code for a protein of 175 amino acids.